Amoebophrya sp. A120 is the source of this 462-nucleotide messenger RNA. Lineage: Eukaryota; Dinophyceae; Syndiniales; Amoebophryaceae. The record is from the annotation of a GenBank genome assembly.
CCGGAAAAAAGUUUUUUUGAUCGUUUCAACAAUCUGAAUAUCCACUUUUCGCUUGUAUCGGCUCACAUUGUCCUCGAUGAGGAGUGUUUUUCAGUUUCCGCCGCGUGCGCAAUAAGCAUGUCUCAUCUCUCCUGAUGAAGACACUUACCAGCUUUCAAGUAAAAGAAAAGCAAUUGGAAAAUUGACAGGAUGAUAUUGACACCCACGGAAUUAGCGACUACUUCGAUCCCGUCGGCGCGGCGGUACCGGAAGCAUGACAGCAGCAUUCAGGAGAACUUCGCAUGGUUGGCCCCCGGGCACCUCGUGUCGUUGUUUUUCGAGCGCGACCACUCGCAAACCAGCAAGAAAACCAAGAAGAACUGCAUUGUGACGACGCAGACCGCUACCAGCCCGACCAACCCCGAGGUCCUGCUGAUCGACGUGCGGAAGCCAGAGCAGUACGCGGAGGCGCACAUUCGCAAC